Herpailurus yagouaroundi (jaguarundi) is the source of this 1329-nucleotide messenger RNA. It is a transcript of the gene CTXN2, whose product is annotated as cortexin 2. The transcript has 4 exons. The coding region runs from base 588 to 833 and encodes 81 amino acids. The record is from RefSeq and is a predicted model, not a curated record. Lineage: Eukaryota; Metazoa; Chordata; Mammalia; Carnivora; Felidae.
CUCUUGGUGUGUUCUAUCUACUAGGUAGGUCUUACAACGCAAUUUUUCAGCACUACGGACAGCGCCUAGACUCCUGCCAUAAAAUGCGGGGGUGGGGCGGCGAGCUAGGUUGGGAGCUUGGGGGGAAGGAUCCGGUUGGGUUUGCGUAGAAAAGAAAAGGUGAAGAGUAGGAGAAAACAACUCCAAAUGACGCAUGCAGUCCCCACUUAAACCAAUACACUUUCAUUCUCGUCUUUCUCUAAUCAGAUGAGAAGAAAAGAAUUUAGCGUCUAUUCCUUCACUGAGACUGCGGUGAACGAGCACAACAAAAUGCCCGCGGUUCCCAGGACACGCCUUUUACAUUGUUACCGAACCGAUCAGCGAACACGGACAAACCUGCCAACACUUAAGUCUACUGGCUGGAUUUCAUCUCCAUGGCAACAAGCAUGGAAGGGCUUUUUUAUCAUGGUUUUGUAACCUCAUGGUCUGAAUGUCUCUCAUUUUUCUAUUUCCCAGUAAACAAGAUAUUAAGAUGAUGUUUUCCCUCUGAGGCCAACAGGUGACUCCAGCAGGAAUUCUGAAGAGCCAUAAUGAUGUGACAGUGAAUAAUGAGUAGUACCUACUGUGGCAACUCCUCAGCUAAGAUGAGCGUCAAUGAAGUAUCAGCUUUUUCGUUGACUCUGGAACAAAAAACUGGCUUUGCUUUUGUUGGGAUUUUGUGUAUCUUCUUAGGACUUCUUAUUAUUAGAUGCUUCAAAAUCCUGUUAGACCCGUACAGUAGCAUGCCUUCCUCUACAUGGGAAGAUGAAGUUGAAGAAUUUGAUAAAGGGACAUUUGAAUAUGCACUUGCGUGAGAGUUCCACCUUUAUGGUUUUUUAGAGUUAUGCCACUGGGACCCAUGGAAGAUACAACUGUAAUCUCGAGCAUGCUGGAAGAGGCUCACUUCAUCCACUAAAUUCAAUAAACAUGUAUGGUUGGCCAAGUCAUCUAAUCUCUAUGGACUUCAGUGAGGAAGCUAACCAGAGGAUUUUUAAUGUCCCUUUCAAUUCUAGUGCCCUAUGAACUCUGUGAACGUAUCGGGAAACCCAGAGAUCUGAGAUGAAUGAGGAUUUAGGAUGUUACGAAAAUUUUUUCAGUUUAGGAGUCUCAAUUCUGUGGUUUGAAUUCUAAUGUUGACUUAGCCAAGAAGCUUUAUGACCUAUAAAGCUGUCUAAGAGGAACCUUUCCAUAUCUACAAAAACAAGGAUAAAGAAACCUAUCCUGCAUAUCUUGUAGGAAUGUUGAGAGGACCAAGUGAUGUAAGAUGAAUGUGAAAGCAAUAUGAAAACCAUAAAACAUUGUUGAAACAUA